Molecule: messenger RNA, 4641 nt
Organism: Aspergillus clavatus NRRL 1
Lineage: Eukaryota; Fungi; Ascomycota; Eurotiomycetes; Eurotiales; Aspergillaceae
Gene: atrF
Product: ABC drug exporter AtrF
Exons: 4
Coding region: 1-4641 (1546 amino acids)
Biological process (GO): transmembrane transport
Cellular component (GO): membrane
Molecular function (GO): ABC-type transporter activity; ATP binding; ATP hydrolysis activity
Source: RefSeq, a predicted model, not a curated record
AUGACGGAUGGUUCUCGUCUACCCGAAGUGCCCAUACACGCAGCAAUGGACAACCACCACCACCACCAGACUGACUACUUCAGUCAUGAUGCCGAAUCUUCGACCACAGCAACCUCGUCCGAGCUAAGUCUGGCGGGCCGAUGGGGCGAACGGGAUCAAGGGGAACCCGUCUCCCGCCGGGGCGCCAUGGAGGACUUGGAGGAGAUGAGGAGAGAACUGACCCAACUCAGCCUCCGGCGAACCAAGUCAGCCACCAGAGACGCCCAUCGGCUACGAUCCUUUGCGUCAGGACGAGCCAGCCAAGCGCGUGACGAAGAAAAAGCCAUCGAUGAGGAGGAGUCGACCAUCAACGGCGAUUAUGGCAGCGACUUCGAUCUCAACGAGUUCCUGAUGGGCGGACAUCUCGAGCGGAGAACGACGGCAGGGGAGCCAGCGAAGAAGGUCGGCGUGGUUUUCAAGAAGGUCACCGUCAAGGGGGUCCAGAUGGGCGCCUCCUUCGUGCGUACGCUGCCUGAUGCCGUGAUUGGCACCUUCGGCCCCGAUCUCUACCGGAUCGUCUCCGGGCUCAUCCCGCAGUUGCGCUUUGGCCGACAGCCCCCCGUCCGGGAACUGCUGCACGACUUCACCGGUCUUGUCCGGGAGGGAGAGAUGAUGCUGGUUCUGGGCCGGCCAGGCGCGGGCUGCACGACGUUUUUGAAGACCAUUGCCAACGAUCGAGCGGCCUUCGCGGGUGUGGAGGGGGAGAUCAGCUAUGGUGGUCUCUCCGCGGACGAGCAACUGAAGCACUUCCGCGGUGAGGUCAACUACAACCCAGAGGAUGACCAGCACUUCCCGACCCUCACCGUCUGGCAAACCUUGAAGUUCUCCUUGAUCAACAAAACGAAGAAGCACGACAAGGCCAGCAUCCCCAUCAUCAUCGACGCGCUGCUGAAGAUGUUUGGGAUCACUCAUACCAAGAACACGCUCGUCGGCAACGAGUUCGUGCGGGGGGUGUCGGGAGGGGAGAGAAAGCGUGUCAGUAUUGCCGAGACCCUGGCCACCAAGUCCUCCGUCGUCUGCUGGGAUAAUUCCACCAGAGGACUGGACGCCAGCACGGCUCUGGAUUAUGCUAAGUCGCUUCGAAUCAUGACCGAUGUCAGCAAGCGUACCACUCUCGUCACCCUCUACCAGGCAGGAGAGAGUAUCUAUGAGCUCAUGGACAAGGUCUUGGUGAUCGAUGAGGGUCGGAUGCUCUACCAGGGGCCGGCCAACGAAGCUCGCGAGUAUUUUACCAACCUCGGCUUCUACUGCCCAGAACAAUCUACAACCGCUGACUUUCUGACCUCCCUCUGUGAUCCCAACGCUCGCCAGUUCCAGCCCGGUCGCGAGGCCUCGACCCCCAGGACCGCGGAAGAGCUCGAGGCGGUCUUCAAGAACAGCGAUGCCUACAAAAGUAUCUGGAAUGAGGUAUCCGGCUAUGAGAAGAAAUUGCAGGACACCAACCAAGAGGAUACCCGCCGCUUCCAGAAGACUGUGGCUCAAUCCAAGAGUAAAACGGUCUCGAAAAAGUCCAGCUACACGGUCUCGCUCGUCCGUCAGGUUUUGGCUUGCGUGCGGCGUGAAUUCUGGCUGCUGUGGGGCGACAAGACCUCGCUCUACACCAAGUAUUUCAUCAUCAUCUCCAACGCCCUGAUCGUCUCGUCUCUGUUCUACGGCGAAGCUCUCGAUACCAGUGGCGCCUUCUCCCGCGGCGGUGCGCUCUUCUUCUCGAUUCUGUUCCUUGGCUGGCUGCAGUUGACGGAGCUGAUGCCUGCCGUCAGUGGACGGGGCAUCGUUGCGCGUCACAAGGAGUAUGCGUUCUACCGUCCGUCCGCCGUAUCGAUCGCCCGAGUCGUCGUGGACUUUCCUGCCAUCUUCUGUAUGGUCGUGCCGUUCACAAUCAUCGUUUACUUCAUGUCCGGCCUCGAUGUGAGCGCGUCCAAGUUCUUCAUCUAUUUCCUGUUCGUGUACACGACAACCUUCUCCAUCACGUCCUUGUACCGAAUGUUCGCUGCGCUCUCGCCAACGAUUGAUGAUGCUGUCCGCUUCGCUGGUAUUGCUCUGAACGUGCUCGUCCUGUUCGUCGGUUACGUCAUCCCCAAGCAAGGCCUCAUCGACGGGUCCAUCUGGUUCGGGUGGCUCUUGUACGUGAACCCAAUCUCAUACAGCUACGAAGCUGUCUUGGCAAACGAAUUUUCGGAUCGUGUUCUGGAGUGUGCCCCAUCCCAGCUGGUGCCCCAGGGUCCCGGCGUUGACCCGAGGUACCAAGGCUGUGCCCUCCCAGGUUCCGAGCUGGGUCAGCCACGGGUUUCCGGCACCCGGUACCUGGAGGAGUCGUUCCAAUUUACGAGGAGCCAUCUGUGGCGCAACUUUGGGGUCGUUAUCGCGUUCACCGUGCUCUAUCUGAUCGUGACGGUGCUGGCUGCUGAGUUCCUUUCCUUCGUGGGCGGCGGCGGCGGCGCACUGGUCUUCAAGCGGUCGAACCGGGCCAAGAAAAUCGCAGCUCAGAACAACCAAGGCAACGAUGAAGAGAAAGUCUCCAGACCCGGUGACCAUGCCGCACUAUCACGCGGGGAGGCGGCGGCGCCAGCGGCCAACGACGGUGCCUUCAAUCGUAUUUCAUCCAGUGACAGGAUCUUCACCUGGUCGAACGUCGAGUACACGGUUCCCUACGGCAACGGGACGAGAAAGCUGUUGAAUGGUGUCAACGGCUACGCGAAGCCUGGCAUCAUGAUUGCUCUGAUGGGCGCAUCGGGAGCGGGGAAGACGACCCUGCUGAACACCCUGGCUCAGCGCCAGAAGAUGGGCGUGGUGACCGGUGAUAUGCUGGUCGACGGCCAUCCGCUUGGAGCCGAUUUCCAGCGAGGCACCGGAUUCUGCGAGCAGAUGGAUCUGCACGACAACACAGCCACCAUCCGAGAGGCCCUAGAGUUCUCCGCCUUGCUCCGCCAGGACAGAAAUAUCCCCAAGCAGGAAAAGCUCGACUACGUCGACCAGAUCGUUGACCUGCUGGAGUUACACGACAUCCAGGAUGCCAUCAUCGGCUCUCUCAACGUCGAGCAGAAGAAGCGCGUGACCAUUGGGGUCGAGCUCGCUGCCAAGCCGAGCCUCCUGUUGUUCCUCGACGAGCCCACUAGUGGUCUCGACAGCCAAGCGGCCUUUUCCAUCGUGAGAUUCUUGAAGAAGCUCUCACAAGCCGGACAGGCGAUUGUGUGCACCAUUCACCAGCCGUCGUCCAUGUUGAUCCAGCAGUUUGAUAUGAUCCUGGCUUUGAAUCCCGGUGGCAACACCUUCUACUUUGGUCCAGUCGGCCCGCAGGGCCGCGACGUGGUCCGCUACUUCGCUGAUCGCGGGGUCGUCUGCCCUCCUUCGAAGAACGUGGCCGAGUUCAUUCUCGAAACGGCCGCCAAGGCCACCACGACGAAGGACGGCAGGAAGGUCGACUGGAACGAGGAAUGGAGGAACUCGGAGCAGAACCGCCGAAUCCUUGACGAAAUCGAGCAGAUCAGGGAAGAGCGCAGCAAGAUCCCCGUGACGGAGAACAACAUCCCGUAUGAAUUCGCCGCGCCCACCACGACGCAGACGCUGCUCCUCACCCAGAGGAUCUUCAAGCAGUACUGGCGGGACCCGUCGUAUUACUACGGCAAACUGUUCGUCAGCGUCAUCAUCGGUAUCUUCAACGGCUUCACCUUCUGGAUGCUGGGCAACUCGAUUGCCAGCAUGCAGGACCGCAUGUUCUCGUGCUUCGUGAUCAUCCUGCUCCCCCCCAUCGUGCUCAACAGCAUCGUGCCCAAGUUCUACAUGAACCGCGCGCUCUGGGAAGCCCGCGAGUACCCCAGCCGCAUCUACGGAUGGUUCGCCUUCUGCACUGCCAACGUUGUCUGCGAGAUCCCCAUGGCCAUCGUGUCGAGCGUCAUCUACUGGCUGCUGUGGUACUACCCCGUGGGAUUCCCCACGGACUCGAGCACCGCGGGCUACGUCUUCCUCAUGUCGAUGCUCUUCUUCCUCUUCCAAGCCAGCUGGGGACAAUGGAUCUGCGCCUUUGCCCCCUCCUUCACCGUCAUCUCCAACGUCCUCCCCUUCUUCUUCGUCAUGUGCAACCUCUUCAACGGCAUCGUCCGCCCCUACCGCGACUACCCCGUCUUCUGGAAAUACUGGAUGUACUACGUCAACCCGGUCACCUGGUGGCUCCGCGGCGUCAUCUCCUCCAUCUUCCCCGCCGUGCAAAUCACCUGCGCCCCUUCCGAGACAACCCACUUCCACCCGCCCCCCGGCACCUCCUGCGCCCGCUACGCAGACAACUUCGUCUCCAACAUCGCCGCCGCCGGAUACCUGCUCAACCCGGACGCCUCCGCCGACUGCCAGUACUGCCCCUUCGCCAACGGCGAGCAGUACAUGGCCACCCUGAACGUGCGCGCCGACGACAAGUGGCGCUGCUUCGGCAUCUUCCUCGCCUUUGUCAUCAUCAACUGGCUGCUGGUGUAUUUCUUCAUCUACACCGUGCGCGUCCGCCGCUGGUCGUUUGGCAUGGGCUAUUUCUUUGGGGGGCUUGCAUGGGUCGGGGGGAAGGUUCGGGGGGUGUUUUCGCGGAAAGGAGAAGAAAGAGGAAGGGAAUUGAAUUGA